Molecule: messenger RNA, 1357 nt
Organism: Oryzias latipes (Japanese medaka)
Lineage: Eukaryota; Metazoa; Chordata; Actinopteri; Beloniformes; Adrianichthyidae
Gene: rwdd2b
Product: RWD domain containing 2B
Molecular function (GO): protein binding
Source: RefSeq, a predicted model, not a curated record
UCCAAUCCAUCUUGGGAGUUUAGUUCUACUUUUGUUUUCUCAAGUGAAUAUUGUAUCCUUAAAACAUCACUCUGAUCCAUUUGGCUCCAUGAAGUAUGAUUACGUGUCGCCGGUACUUUAUUUAAGCUAGUAAACUUUUUUUUUUUUGUUUGGGCUCCAAUAAUAUGUCUUAUUUGGAGUGGGCAGAAGCUCAGGUGGCAGAGAUCGAGCUGUUAACCAGCAUGUUCCCCAGCCAGGAGGAGCUGGAGCUCACCGACCAACUGGCGCUUGCAGAGCUGAGAAGCUACGUGGAGUCUCCGGCAGACUGUCCUCCUGCCUCCAGACCCCAGUUCCUCAUCAAGCAGAAGUUGAGCUCUGCAGGCACUGAGGGGACGGAGAUGAUUUUGUCGUGCGCUUAUCCAUCCGAGUAUCCCAGUGUGUUGCCAGACAUCACAGUACGGAGUUCUGGUCUCAGCAGAGCCCAGCAGGCACAGCUACAGGCGGAUCUAAAAAAACACCUUAUGGAAAACUGCCAAGGGGAAGUUUGUGUGCUUGCUGCAGUGGACUGGGUGAAAGACAGCCUGCAGAGCUUAUUAGCAGCCAUUUCUCCUAAAAAAGCGACUCCCUCCUCGGUGGCACAGGAAGCGUUCAGCCGGCUGUGGAUCUACAGUCACCACAUCUACAACAAGUCGAAGAGGAAGAACAUCUUGGAGUGGUCUAAGGAGCUGGGCCUGUCAGGAUUCAGCAUGCCUGGGAAACCUGGUAUUGUGUGUGUAGAAGGACCUCAAGCUGCCUGCGAGGAGUUUUGGUCAAGAGUGAAAGUUCUGACGUGGAAAAAGAUCAUGAUUCGACAUCGAGAGGAUAUCACACUUGAUGGUCAAGGUGACGACGGCAGGCCUGCUCAGGGCAUGGACUCCCUACGAAAGUUCUCAACCUUUGAAGAGGCCAUGUUUGACCCUCAUGGGAGCCGAGGCAACCACAUGGACCUCGGACAGCUCUACCAGUUCCUGAAUGAAAAAGGCUGUUGUGAAGUUUUUCAAAUGUAUUUUGGCAUUGAAGGGAGAUAACUGUGCAACAAAGAAUAAAACAAAGUUUAUUUUAUAAAAUUAUCUACAGAGAUAUGUGUUGUGAGUCACAUGGAAGCUCUUAAAUAGAACAUGUGACAAGCAGCAGAAGAACUCUCAACAACUUUGUUUUUAUGAUUCCCAGCCAAAACACCUGUGGCUCAACAAACAGGAACAUGCAGCUCUGCCAAGAUGAUCCAGUUAAAAACAUUGUCUUCUUACUAUUUUUAAUUAUUUGGCAUGUUUUUAUUUUUUGAUCAAAAGACUUCUUUCCUCUCAGGACAAAACUAUUAAAAGUCUUAAUCCUACCUGAA